Molecule: messenger RNA, 2049 nt
Organism: Rotaria sp. Silwood2
Lineage: Eukaryota; Metazoa; Rotifera; Eurotatoria; Philodinida; Philodinidae
Source: the annotation of a GenBank genome assembly
AUGAAUUUUUUAUGCUUAGGUCCAGGUGUCCUGGACGUUCCAUCACCGGACGUCGGACUCGAUGUUAAAUUUGGUUUUAAUGAUUUAUGUCCUGUCUGUGGUGACAAAGUCAGUGGCUUUCAUUAUGGUCUCUUGACAUGUGAAUCAUGCAAAGGAUUCUUUAAACGAACAGUACAAAAUAAAAAAAAUUACCAAUGUAUUGACAAACAACAAUGUCAAAUAGAUAAAACUCAACGAAAACGUUGUGCUUUUUGUCGUUUUAAAAAAUGUUUACAAGUUGGUAUGAAAUUAGAAGCUGUUCGAGAAAAUCGUGUACGAGGUGGAAGAAAUAAAUUUGGUCCAUUAUAUCGUCGUAGUCGAGCAUUACGUCAACAAAUCAUGCGACAACAUUUUGUUAGUAUGGUUAAAGCACAACAAAAUAUAAUGCCAAACGGUAAUGGUAUUGAUACUGUUCAUACACCAUUAGAUAUAACUGGUGUAACAAAUGGUAAUAGUAUGCAAGUUAAAUCUGAACCUGAACAACCAAAUCUUCAUCCAUUUCAACAUAUGUAUUCGAGUUUACAAAAUCCAACAAAUGUUGGUCAUCCAUCACAUGUACAUCAUCAAAAUCCUCAUCCUCAUCAUCCAUCUUCAACGCAUCAUUCACAUCAUUAUCAGUCAUCGCAUCAACAACAACAACAACAACAACAACAACAGCAACAAAAAUCUUCAUCAACAUCAACAUCAUCAUCAGCAUCAACAUCAUUUAAUGUUUAUCCAGAUUUUUUUAAUACAAAUCCAAAUGUUACAAAUAAUUCACGUAUGCCACCAUUUCAGUUAAAUCCAUUUAAUACAUAUUAUAAAAAUCCACCAGCAACAUAUGGACAUUCACCACCGUCAUUACUUUUGCCAUCAACAUCAUCAUUACCAACUGGUGUAUCAACAACAAAUGCAUCAACAAAUAACAGUAAUCCACCCUCAGGUUCAUCAAAUUCGAGUUCAUCACCUGUUGGACAAAUAUCAUCAAAAUUACUUGAUUAUCAAAUAUCAUCACCAACAACGACAACAACCACAACAACAACAACAACAGGAGGAGGAACAAAUACAAAUAAUUCAACAUCAAAUACAUCAUCGAUAUUAAGUACAUUAACAAUGCAACAACAAUCAAUUGCUCCUCAUGAUCCAAUGAAUACAGAUAAUAAUACAGGAACAUCAUCAAUUUAUUUUUAUAAUCAUCAAUAUUUAGCAUCGAGUUAUGAUAUGAACGAAACACAUAAUAUACCAGAAAUAUUAACAAAACUUAUUGAAUCUGAUCAAGCUUAUCGAUGUACUGAAGUUCGUUAUAUUGAAGAUAUUCAACAAAUUCAUAUUGAUUUAACACGUGAUGAUGGUGAUAUAUUAGUUGUAUGUUCACUUUUAGAUAAAUUAUGUUUUCUUAUGGUUGAUUGGGCUCGACAAUCAUUGUAUUUUAAAGAUAUUCAAAUUGAUAAUCAGAUAAAAUUAUUAAAAGCAGCAUGGAUUGAAAUCCUGAUUAUUGAUCUUAUAUGGAAACAGUGUCAACAACCAAAAGAAACUUGCGUAAACUGUAUUGUUAGUGCAAAUGGUCAAUUAUUAAAUAUAAAUUUAAUUCAAAAUCCAGCUGUUAAAAAAUUAGCUGAAAGAUAUUUACAAUGUGUUAAUGAUUUUCGUCAAUUACAGUGGCAAUAUCCAGAAUAUCUUGCACUCAAAUAUUUGGUGCUCUUUGAUCCAGAUGUUCAAGGUGUUACUGAAUCGAGUCUAAUUGAAGACGUUCAAGAAAAAAUUACAAAUGCUUUAGGUGAAUAUACAACUGAUCAUAAUAAUUCAUCAUCAACAUCCAAUCCAACAAAAACAUCUUCAAGCCAACAACAACAAAUACCAACAAAUGAACAAGAAAAAUUUGCUUGUAUUUUACUUAAAUUACCCGAUGUACGUCUUGUUGGAAAUGAUUUAAAAAAAUUAUUACAAUUAAUCGAUCGUAAACAUGACGGUAAACUUCUUGAUGGUUGUUUACUUGGCGAAAUGCUCAAUGGUUUACAAUCGAAUAAUUAA